AUGAAUAUUGAGGUCUUGUGUCCUGAACAUAACGAAUAGAUCAUUCAACUGGACAUAGAGGAGAAUAUUGAUUUGGGAAGGAGAACAUUAUGCGUGGAAUGUUAGGGCAAAAAGCCUGUUAGUUUAAAAUAGAGUUUUGAGAGACUGAAUGCUUUCUAUUAAGAAUAAUAAAACAACAAGGAGGCUUUGCCUUAUGUUCUUAUCGCGCAACUAGAAACCUUAAGGAAGACGCUGGUCUAAGAGAUUAAUUCAUCCAUAGCAUCAAUUUAAAUUGAAAUCAAUUAAAGAGUUAGUCCUUUGCAAGACAACUUUAGUAUCGUUGGAUUGUCACAGCUCUAAAUUUUAGGAGAACGACUCAGCUCAUUAACGAGUUUUUAGGAGAGGUUCUUACAAAAGUUGAUCCUAAACUUAAAACCCUAGUUAUACGAAAUUUUAGAUAAGUUUUUUAAUCAGAACCCCUAGAAGGGAUUAUUGGAGAAAUAGCUGUCACUAACCAAAGGGAAUUCGACUCAAGAGGACGGAAAUACUAUGGAUACAUACUACAAGAAGAUAAGUGAGGUCAAUAUCGAGGAUCCCUGCUAAGCCAUCGCCUUUAAUCAAAGUGGAAACAUUAUGAUAUCAACUUCCAAGAAUGACAUAUUCGUUUGGGAAUUCUAGAAGGGAGUACUGAAUCAACAAAGGGUUCUUAGGGAGCAUAGUGGAGAUGUAGUUAGUUUGUGUGUCAGUAGGAAAUAGAACUUUUUUUUUUCUGGAAGCACUGAUGCUCAGAUUGUGGUUUGGUAUCUAUGGAAGGCGGUAGGCAGGUUUAACGAGCAUAAAGGAAGAAUUAAUUGUUUGGUGUUGAACAAAAGUGAAGAAGGCAUGAUUUCAAGCAGUGAUGACGGAUCCAUACGAGUUUGGAAUUAUAUCAGAUCAGAAUGGAGAUGUGGGCAAGUGAUGAGAAAUCACAAGGGUCCAGUGUAUUAGAUUUCAUUGAAUGAUUAGAACACUCUGCUGGUAUCGACCAGUCGGGAUAAUACGGUGAUCGUUUGGGAGAUUAAGGAGAACUAGUAAUGGUAUCAAAAGUACUAGCUUGGUUAAAGUGUUUAUGGCAAGAAGGUGUGCUUUGUAUACAAUUGCAAAUUUGUUUGGGUGCCUCACAACGCGAAUUCAAUUCAAGUAUUUGAGAUUGGUCAAAAGCAGUUAAAUAAGUUAACAGAAAUGAAUUUGGAGGACAAUGGAUCUGAUGGGCAAUUUAGUCCAUUGAUUUACAAUAAAACAAGAAACAUCUUGGUUUAGAAACAGCUAAAUAAAGUUACAAUGAUUUAUAAGCCCACUAGUUCAUUGAAUGUGUUGUAAUCGAUUGAUUUGAAGGAUGAUCAUUUUUCGAUUGAAAUGACAGACGAGGGCAAUUACUUGAUUUAAGGAGGAAUCAACAAAUUCAUAAUCUAUCAAUUGAAUGAAUAGUGA
Molecule: messenger RNA, 1449 nt
Organism: Paramecium octaurelia
Lineage: Eukaryota; Ciliophora; Oligohymenophorea; Peniculida; Parameciidae
Source: the annotation of a GenBank genome assembly